Molecule: messenger RNA, 1263 nt
Organism: Glycine soja
Lineage: Eukaryota; Viridiplantae; Streptophyta; Magnoliopsida; Fabales; Fabaceae
Product: chaperone protein dnaJ 72
Exons: 3
Coding region: 251-799 (182 amino acids)
Source: RefSeq, a predicted model, not a curated record
ACCCGCCGAAGAAAGAAGCGGCCACCGCACUGCCACGACUUGUGUUGCUGCCCUCCAUGAAUAGCCCUUCUUCCGAUUCCCCAUUCGCAAAAUCAGACAGAGACAGAAAAAGAACCCCUUCCGUUGUUUCUAACCCGCCACUUUCCCGAGAAAAUUCCCCGAGAAAGGGGAAGAAAAACACCAAGAGAAACCCUAGAAAGCACCAAAAUCCAAAACAAACUCAAUCCCGAUCCCGAUCCGAUCCAACGAAAUGGAUCAUUACAAGGUUCUCGGCCUGCACCGAACCGCGACCAAGGAAGAGAUCAAAGCGGCGUUCAAGAAGCUAGCGUUCCAGUUCCACCCGGACAAGCAUUCGCAAUCGCCGAAGGCCGUUCGGGAAAAUGCCACACUUCGAUUCAAGCAGGUCUCCGAGGCCUACGAGGUUCUGAUGGACGAUCGCAAGCGCGCCGAUUACAAUUUCCGGCGGAGCUCCGGCGCCGGCACCGGAAACAACUACUAUUCUCAGUAUAGCUACGGAUACGGUAGGAGUGGGAACAGUUAUUAUGAGUAUAAACCUAGGUCUGGUGGCGGCGGCGGCUUCGCGUCCAAGUUCGAACUCGCGUUUCGGAUUUUGACGGCGCGGUCAUCGCUUCUCAAUCUCGGCUUCGCAGCAGCUAUAUUAGGUGGGAUAGUUGUCAUUGAUUCAGGUGGAGAAUCCUUAUGGAGAAUGCAAAAUUCUGGGAAAUCUUUUGAAGAAGCUCUGAAGUCCAUUGAGAAGGCCAAACCGUAUAAAGAAGAUAACAUCGAGGAAGAUCCUUGAUUGAAUUUGUUCUUGUUUCACCUGCCACUUGAAAGCUUCAUCACGUAUAAUAAAUAACGAAUGAUUAAGCUUUCAUUUUUUGGGGUUGGUUGCAAAAAGAGUAUUGAGAAGUGCGAUUGUUCUUCUCAGUUACUUUUGUUGUCUCGUGUAAUUUUUCCUGUUUGUUAGUGUUGUGACUAAUGGACUUGAAUUGGUCACAUUGGUGUAUCGAGAGACGAGUGAUCGUGAGGACCUAUCAACUGUGGAGGCUAUCAGGCAAAUGAAUAUGGACUGGCAUUGGACCGAGGCAAAAGAACCAAAAUGAAACCCAAACUCUUCAAAGUUUGCCAUGCCACGUAUGUGAGAGGAAUUUGGUAGUGGAGGACUGUGUGGAGAGUUCGUUGUCAACUCUGAUAUUUUCUGUACUGCAAAUAUUUAAGAAUUAGCAGCUAUAAACCAAUAAUACAGCAAGAGUAAUGCAGCAA